Talaromyces atroroseus is the source of this 1551-nucleotide messenger RNA. RefSeq lists its product as hypothetical. The record is from RefSeq and is a predicted model, not a curated record. NCBI's taxonomy places the organism in Eukaryota, Fungi, Ascomycota, Eurotiomycetes, Eurotiales, Trichocomaceae. The transcript has 4 exons. The coding region runs from base 1 to 1551 and encodes 516 amino acids.
AUGGCGAGUCGAAUGGUCCAGCGCAUUACCCUGAGUGGCAUGAUUUGUACAAAGAAGCAGUAUAUGGCCCGGUGUCUUCUUGCAACAUCGAUGUCUCCAUUUGGUUGUCUUCAUCGAGCUUUCUGGUUGGAAAUAUUCUAUAUGGCAGAUGAUCGAUUUCGCGGCAAGUCCUUCAGGGUGCAAGAUGCGCAUUACGGAAUGGCGCAAGCAAGACGUUUCUGCGAUCCAUCCAUUUCCACGUGCAGCCCAGUUGUUUUGCAAGCAGAUUCUCGCCACAAGCUUAGCGAUGUUACGAAGUCGUUCAAUCCUUACGAGCCAAGGCCACGACGAAGGACUAAUGUAGACCGAUAUGAACCCAACAAGGGAACUUCUGCGGCGGGACAAAGGUCUCCCAGAACGAAACGCUCCCAGAAAAGAAUGACCAUGAUGAAACGAAACAACACUCGAGUGGACAAGAAAUUCUAUGCCAAGAAUGUCAAGUCAGGACGCUUGACAGUAAGUCAACUUCCCUCGAAAGUACAAAGAUACAAGAGGUUAAUGGCGGCAAAGUUGACCUCCAAUGCGAAUUUGGGAAUUUUCAAGAAAGGGAAAACGUCGGAACCGAUCAGUUACCCUAAAGAAACGAAGUUCCUUGGCAAAGAAGCACAAUGUCCAGAAGACCCUGAGGAGCGGACGCAACAGUCUCGUGACUCCAAAGAAAGCCCCCAAGAAUUCUCAAGCGAAUAUCAUUUGGAUACAGUUAUCGAGCAAGAGCUCUUUCAAUCUCUUGCGAACUGUCAGCAACUGAACAUCCCAUAUGAGGAGUACGUCCCAGUCACCUCGAAUGUUCAAAUACUGUCAGUGGCCGACUUGGGAGAGUUAUACAGUAAGAGAAAUCAUAUAGAAUCGAGGCAAAAGAGUGCUGUUAUGUACGCUACCGGUACGAGAACCUCGGCUUACGAUCAAACAAAUGCACUUCCUCCAACACAUGCGGGAGAUAUACCUACAAAUAGUCUGACAAAGGACAAAGAGAUGUUGCUCGACCUCCUUUUGGAUACGGUUCAAGAUUUUGACGAGGAUGUGGCCGUGGAAUUCCUUGCUGAACUAGUUGACGCGGCAGAACCCAGUUCAGAGAACUGCAAGCCCCAGCCAGUCGACUUGCGAGCAGGCUCCGUGGAAGGGCCUCCGAACCCAACUGAAGAGUUUUCAUGUUUAUGCUCAUAUAAUUCUGGAAAUGAUCACGCCUCUGGGAGUCCUGUCUCCAUGACUGGGAAAAUUAGAAAUGAGACGUCGGCGAAUUUCGGUAUCCCGCAGAAACAACAUGACAAUGACCCUUCAUCUAAUGCACUUGAUGCUUGGCAUUGGAGAGACAUGGAGAGAGAAAUAAUUGCCGGAGACCACUGUGGAUAUAUUUUCUCUGGCCUUGACGUGCAUCGAUUCGGCCGAAGAGCUACGCCGGUUUACACAACAAAUCAGCCAUCUAUGCCGGCAUCCGUUCCUCCAGCUCGCCGACAUGCAACGACCGAACCGACUUUGCACCGGCGUUUUUGGAGAUGUAACAAACUCUAUUAG